Molecule: messenger RNA, 2842 nt
Organism: Rhodamnia argentea
Lineage: Eukaryota; Viridiplantae; Streptophyta; Magnoliopsida; Myrtales; Myrtaceae
Product: disease resistance RPP13-like protein 4
Exons: 2
Coding region: 155-2338 (727 amino acids)
Biological process (GO): defense response to other organism
Source: RefSeq, a predicted model, not a curated record
UUAUUUGAGGGUAGCCACUGAUGCUCUUGUCGUCUGCUUCAGUUCAUGGCCAGAAGCUUGACGAAGACUUAAAUCUUGCUCUGUUCUCUCCAUUUCUCUUUCAUUGGGGAUUCUCUCCGUCGGUCAGUCGGUCCUCGUCGCUCCUCGACGCGCCAUGUCGUCAGCUUCACACCCAGAUCUCUCCUUCCCAGAGGUCUCCGACCCAAUCCCGAUCGGCCAGGUCAUCGGGAGCAUCAUCCCUUCUCUGCUUGACUACAUCUCUGGACUGAAGCAGAGCCUUCCACCCCGGAAAGACGACAAUGCCCAAGUCAACCAGAAAGCCGGCGACUUCAGGAGAACGAGGAGCUUGCCCGACGUGGACAGAGGAGACAAGUCCAGGAAGGACAAGAACGAGAACAAGGGUCCGACGAGAAGCAGCAGCGACGGCAAGGAAGCCACCGACAAUUCUCUUCACGAGGAUUUGAAUGUUCAGCUGUCUGAUCAGAUCGAGAGGCUCCACAGAGACCUCGGUUAUGUGAAGGACGAGUUGGAGAAGCAUAGGAAGAUCGAGGACCGUGUUGGCGAGCUCAUCAAGGACCUCAUCAGGCGAAGCAAGACCGCGGAUUCGACGCAAACACCUGGGGCUGCCCACGGCGAUUCGGAGAAGAUCCAAGUCCAGCUCUCUGCGGUCGCUGAAAUGGUCACCAAAUUGAAGCUUCAUAUCCCCCCUUCCCACAAGAUAUUGUCCUCGACCUCCUCCGAUGCUCACAGGGGCGCGCAAGCCGCCAAUGAGUUCGGCGACUAUAGAGAAAUGCCCGACUUAGCGGUAGAGCGGAAGUUCCUUGGUAGUUCGGUUUAUAAGAACUUACGUUCUACCUAUGACCUGCUCGAUACCCGAUCGAAGCUGUGUUUGCUGUGUUUUGCUGUAUUCCCUGAGCAUGCUAAGAUCAAGAAGAGGGCCAUGUAUUACUGGUGGAUUGGGGAAGGGCUAAUUGACCCUUCAAAUAGAGAAGACAAGUCAGUUGGUGAUAUCCUGAAGGAGUUUGUGGAUAUGGGUUUUAUUCAACCGGUGAUCAAGAAGCGCAGGAUCGUGACUAACAGUAAAAGCUAUACGAUGUUACCGCUUAUACGCUCUAUGGUCGUGAUUCUGGCCAAGGAAGCGAUGUUUUUCGACUUCGAUUCCAGGGGUUGCCCCACGGUGGACUUCUCUAAGUGUCUCCGGUCUUGUUUGGUGAGAUCAAAAGAGGCUUCCUGGCAGAAUAUGAUGGCCGAGACCCAGGUUUCGGACUUGGAAAAGCUGCAUACUUUGUUCAAUGUCAAUGAGAGUUACCUGAAUUUCAAGGUGGAAUGGUUCUCGAAUAUGAAAAACAUAAACUCUCUCUCCCUGGGAAGCUGGCGAGGGUCGAAGAAAGAUCAUAUCGAAGUCGAGAACACGGAAUUCCUCCGGGGCUUGAAGUACAUGAAACAUCUGAAGUUAUUAAGCCUUCAGGGUAUAUCUAGAAUCACCGAGCUACCCAACUCGAUCGGGAAGCUUUAUAAUCUGCGGAUUUUGGAUCUCAGAGCUUGUCACAACCUCGAGUCACUUCCGGAUGAGAUAUGUUCCCUCAAGGAGCUCGUAGGCCUGGAUGUUUCUGGUUGCUACUUGCUUGAAUAUAUGCCCAAAGGGCUUGGUUCGCUUGUUAAGCUUGAAGUGCUUAUGGGAUUUGUGGUUAGUGAUCUCAAAGGUGGAAGCUACUGUACUGUCCAGGACUUGGCCAAGCUCAGCAAACUCAGGAAAUUGGGCUUUCGGACAAGCAGGAAGACAUUCCCAUCAAAGGGGGAGUUGACGACUCUUCAACAACUGAGUGAGCUUCGCAAAUUGACAAUUGAAUGGGGUGAGAUCUCAGAAAAGGAUGAAGGUACAGAGUCAGCUGGUGAUGACCGAAGCAAAAUCAAAUGCAUCUCGGGAUUAUUUCCAUUCAAGAAAUGCGCUACCCAGAAACCAAUAGCUGACGAGCCAAAACUUUUCGAAAAACUGGAGAAACUAGACCUGCUUUGUUACCCUUCGACCACACCGCCUGACUGGCUACUGCCCGAGAAGCUUGAGAACCUAGAGUCUCUCUAUGUCAGAGGAGGCCGUCUCCAUCAUUUGGGCCAGGUUCAAGGAGAUAAGAAGUGGAAAGUCACGACUAUGCGUCUGAAGUAUUUGAAUGAGUUGACAAUGGAUUGGAGGGAGAUGCAGCGAUCAUUUCCAGAAUUAGUCUGCUUGCAGACGGUUGAUUGCCCGAAGCUCACCUUGUUCCCGUGCAACAAGAAUGGAGUGUGGCUGAAAGAGCAGUUUUCUGAAAGCAAUCGGAAGAGAUUAACACCACAGGCAUGAAUACUAGUAGUCGCAAGGUCCUGGCAAGCUCAGAGUAUGGCUAGCCGCUCUUUUUUAUUUUUAUUUUUAUAAAGGUCUCAUCUUUUGGGAAUUUUCGUGAAGGUUUAAUUGUAUUCCUUCUGAUUUCAGGUUCCAGGUACAGCUAGUAUCUCUCUCUAUAAAUAUUCUACAUAAGUGUGAGCUUGUGAGAUUGGUAGAUAUGGUGAACUUGCUGCUUCUAGUGGAGAAAGCUAAGUUGGUGAUACUGUCAUUGGAAGAAGGGAAAGUGCAGAAAGUUACAAGCAUGUCAGUCCAUGGCAAAGAGUGAAAGAUCAUCCUAGAAGAUGUGGCCCUUCUUCCUUCUGUGUAAUGAUCAUCUUCCGUGAACUUGCCCUUCCAUUUUUAUCUUAUUGCAUAGUGGAAGGUGUUUGUCUGGGCUGUUCAUCUCCAUAAGAUGAUGACAAGCACACUUAAGAUUAUGUUUCACGACUUCUGCUCUCCCGAAUACUAGUAGGUCUUAAACUC